Messenger RNA from Pygocentrus nattereri (red-bellied piranha), 4212 nucleotides. RefSeq names its product inositol 1,4,5-trisphosphate receptor interacting protein. Gene Ontology annotation, cellular component: membrane. The record is from RefSeq and is a predicted model, not a curated record. The transcript has 2 exons. The coding region runs from base 279 to 1892 and encodes 537 amino acids. Lineage: Eukaryota; Metazoa; Chordata; Actinopteri; Characiformes; Serrasalmidae.
UUAUGAUGAGGUUGAUACACGUGAGUCACAUGGAGCCCAGGCUGAGUAAACUGUGCCGGCCCAGCCCGUGAUCUUUUUAUAGCAGAGGGAAAACUGGCUUCAUGAACCGACGUUUCAGGAAAUGACCAUCAUGCUUCUCCACCUCGAGUCACAAACAGAGUAAGAGGAAACAGCCAAGUCUCAUUCCGCUGUUACAUGGCGCCACUUUCUUUUUCUUGUUCCGGCACAAUGGACCGCUCAAGGACCAAACUCUCGUACUAAAAGAUCCGUAAUUAGUGAUGCAGGGUGCAAUAACAAGGGUCUGUAUGGUGGUGGUAGCUGCCAUUCUCAACCACCCGCUACUUUUCCCCAAGGAAAACACUACCAUCCCAGAACAGGAUGAAGACAUUUUGGCCCGGAUGAAGGAGCAUGAGGAGAGGCUGGAGGCUGAGCGGGAGAGGCUUGAGCAGGAGCUCUUUAAGGCAGAUAAAGAAGUCCUGGACUCAAGCUUUGACUGUUAUGGCUGGUAUUUCUGGAGUGCCCUUUCUCUUGUCAUUUUCUUCACUAUUGAGGUUUGUAGGCAGGAUCUGAUCCCUGGAGAAACUUCUGACCCCUCAGAAGAUGAAGAAGGGUACACCAAUGCGGGUGCAAAGGUUGUAACUUUAGAUAAAGGUGUCUUAAGCAACUUCUGCGAGACCAGCUUCCAUCCUUUUAUCCAUGAGAGCGGGAGGGUGCGGGAGUUUGUUGAGGGCUUUGCAGAUGACCUGCUGGAGGCUUUGAGGAGCUUUUGUGACCGUGAGGUUGAUAUGGAGCUUGAGGACUUUGUUGGAGUGGGCAGCAUGUUUGAGUCUUGGAGAAUAUGUAAGCCUCUCAUGUGUGAUCUCAUCGUGCCUUUUGCAACCCCAGAGCCUUACUCUUUCCAGUUCCAGCUGUGGUGUCUUGCAUCUUCUGACAUUCCACUGGACCUGCAAGGUUGUGGCAGGAUUAAGUUGACAAAAAUGAAUGGAAAUUGCCCGGACUGCCUCUGUGGUACAACCAACCUUGGCGAGGAUAUGCUGUGCCUGCUUCACAACAGAAACGAAAGCAGCGAAGUUGACGACCAUGCCUUGGAGGAGCUGCUGUGCUCAAGAAACACUCCUUAUCUAUCUAAAGAUCAGGUCAUGAAGUGGUUCCAGAUCUCGGUGACCAAAGCAUGGGGACAGAUCUCUCACAAGUAUGAGUUUGAGCUCACUUUCCGCAAUCUAGACUUCCCUGGGGCGCUGAAGGUCAGGUUCAGGUCAGGAAAGGUUAUUGUUCUAAACAUUACACCUGCUAUUCAGCUUGAGGACACCGACGCAUACUUCAUCUCUCAUUGUCCUUCAGAUACUGCCAAUAUGUCAGACAUACAUUGGCAUCUUUCAUUCACCGUUUAUGAGAGGAACCUGCUUAAGCACAUGGCAAAGAGACUUCCAGACAACUCUUGCCACCUCCGGUGCCUUCAGCUUGCAUCUUUUUUGCACAGGAAGCAGACAGGUCUGACUGGCAGAAGUGCUCUCACAAACUACCAUUUGAAAACUGCUCUCUUGCAUCUGCUGCUGCGCAAAUCACCUUCAUCAUGGAAACCACAGUGUCUGGACCAGCGGCUGCAGGACUUGUUGGGCUUCCUACAAAAAAGCUUGCAAGAAAAGAGACUUAGUCAUAUUAUCAUCGGGAAUCAUCUCAUCCCAGCUGCCAUUGGAGUUCCUACAAUAUUCCUGACCACAGAAUCUAUAAAUCUUUUCAGACCUCUGGUGUUGCAGAGGCAAAUAUAUGCAAAGAUGGUGGAGCAUUUUCAGGAGAUGCUGAGAAAUGCACCAGUGCUUAUUCAAGAGUACACCCCUCACUUCCCUAAUGGAGACAUCUAUCAUGAACUCAACUCUCCAACUGAGUCAUAGACUGACGCACUGCACUGAUGGAAAUCACCAGGCUCAAUAGCUCACUGUUCAGUCCUGGGGACUUUCAGACCAUAAUUGCAGAGUGAUUUUUUUCCUGUGUGUAAAUAGCUUUUUUUGGCACUGAAAGAAUUAGUUUCUACAUUAAGAUGGCAUUCCAUUUACUGUUAGGCAGCUUUUAAUGUGAGUUUGUAUCUAAUGAACCACAUGCACAUAUAUAAGGCAAAUGCAUAUUUAGAUGUGGAGUCACAUUAAACAUGCAGUAAUGAAUUUGAAAAUUAAUUUUACAGUACGUCAUCAGCAUACAGGUUAUUAAGCAGUUUUAAACUGCAUUUAUAACUUCUGUAUAGGAACAUUCAUUUUGACCAACACAUGAUGUACAGAUGUAUUUAUAAAGAGCUUUCUAGAAAGUUUACAGAGGUCCAGGCCUGCCACACCCAUUGAGCAAGUCAAGUCACUUUUAUUUGUAUAGAGCUUUUUACUACAGACAUUGGCACAAAGCAGCCCCAGACCAAGCCCUGACUGUCGCUCCUAGCAGGGUCCCAGGAAUACAAUCACAGAGACCAACAUGGGUGAACAUCAGAGCUUUAUUUUAACAUUAUAAAUCCCUGAUCCAGUACAGCUGAAGGGGAGGAGCUUCACCAACACCAAACUAAAAAAUCACAUUAGGCCAUGAGGAGGACAGUGGACAGAAAUUAGAAUCACAUAUGAAGUUUACAAAAAUAAGAAUAAAGCAUAGAAUCAGAGGAUAAACCAUUGACUAGCUAGAAGUUAGUGGCAAUAACAGGCAGGAACUCGCAAGAUGAGGAGGAAACCUUGAGAGGAUCCAAAAUUCAGAAGAGAGAGUUUGUGCAUGCCCAUGUCUACCAUUGGAUAGUGCACUUGUACACUAUAGCUGGAUCUUAUAUGUCCAGAGUGGACAGCUACUGCCACCUUGAAAGGCUAGUAAGAGGGGUCAGAAUCAACACAGAACCAUGUUAGAAUGUAUCUGCCUUUGUGGUGUGCAGUAUUGUAGUAUGAGUGUCACACAUGCACAAGUGAUAAGUAGGGCUGGGUUUCAUUCAGAAUCUUUAAUGCCUCUAACAAUACCGAUAACGAUGCCAGUUUCUGAACAUUUCUUUUGCUAAUGAUUUUUUAAAAAUAAUUACAAACUGAAAAUGGGUGUAUUUACUGACCAUGAUGGAUUACUCAACCCUCACAGAUGCUGAUAAGACUGACUAAUUAGGUAUUGAAAUUUAGUAUUGCACAACAUGGAGUUUUCUAGUAGUUGGUAUUGUUGAAGUAAUAAGGAAAAAUGACAGUACCAUAAUAGUUUUGAAUUUUAACACCCAGCCUCAGUGAUGUUAACCUCCGUUUAGAACAUCAACAGUAUUUCCCCAAUGGAUAAUAAGGUAAAAAGGAGCCUGGCUGAAACAGUCGACACUGAUGUUUGCCCAUCUCUUUUAGCCCUGAUCUUGACUGUAGAAACUGAGGGGGAGGAAUGAUCAUGAUCAAAUAAAAAUAAACACUGCCUUACAAUUAUGAACCUAUUUCACUAGAUGUGGUGGACUUAAGGUAUUGUAGCUAUAAGAUAUUGUAUACAUAUAGGUAGUAUAAAAAAUGACAGUAUUAGAAGAGCUGAACAAAUAGACUUUAAAUUAAGCCAGAUUAAAGGCAAAUACAUAUAUAUAUAUAUAUAUAUAGAGAGAGAGAGAGAGAGAGAGAGAGAGAGAGAGAGAGAGAGAGAGAGAGAGAGAGAGAAUAUAUGUUAAAAUGUGACCAGACUUUACAAGCUUGAACGUGUUCAUGUGUUUUUGGCUAUGGCUAGCAGUAUUCUUUCAUAAGGACCUAUGGGCCAGAAGAAGUUUAGAAGGCGACAUGGAGGGCAUUGAGUCCUUCUUAUCUAAGCAUACUAAGACUCCUCUCACCACAUUCCAGUCAUACCAAUUCUGUCUCAUGACAUAAUGCUUGAGAUAAAGUGAUGCACAGUGCUUGGCAUCAUUCAUGGGUGCAUACCAAACAAAGCUUGUAAAUUUAGAUUUAGAAUUGCAGUGAUUUUUAAAAAUAUAUACAAGCAAAACUAUAUCAAGAAACUGCUUCUUCAGUUAGGGGUAUGGUAAAGAGUCUUUGUUUUAUCUUUCUUUCCUGUCAGUAGCCAUGAACCAAAAAAGGAAGAGAUAAAACCAAACACAUGACUAAGAUUUAAGGAAUGAAGAACUUGCCUUGAGAAAGUAUGCAGAUGACAAGAAAAUUCAACAUUAAACUUGUUGAGGUUACAAGAAUGUCUGUCAUUUGCCAUAAAAUGUACAAAACAUUAAAUUUGAAUGUUUUUGAAUACAGCAUA